AUGAAAACCUUCAUAGCUGUUGUCAUGGUUAUUUUCAUUGUGGAAAGUUGCAAAUGUGACUGCACAAAAAGGUUCAGUGAAGACUUCAACGAGGCCCACAACCGUGCGUUGGUGAAUCAUGGGUUUACAUGGAAGAAUGUUUCAUCUCCUGUGAUAUGUGGGCGAGACUGCUCUAUGGAUCCACACUGUGCAUCAUUCAACUACUACAUAUGUAGCCAUGUUUGUCAGUUAUGCAAUGCGACUCAAUCUCAAAGCCCUGAUGACUUCAUUGAGCUGCAAGGAGUUGCCUACUUUGAUGACAACUUGGAAACUCCUUCCCUUUCAGCACCAGACUCUGUACGAUUUGGAAGUUGUCUGAAGUUAUACCAGGCUGGUAGCUGUCAGAGUGGCAUUUACACCAUCUACCCUGCUGGUCUGACUGAUGGAGUGAAGGUCUACUGUGAUAUGGAGACAGAUGGAGGAGGCUGGAUCGUGUUCCAGAGGAGACAAGAUGGAUCAGUUGACUUUUACCGUAAUUGGGCAGAAUACCAAUCUGGGUUUGGUAACCUCUCUACUGAAUUCUGGCUUGGUAAUGACAUCCUACGUAAACUUACUGAGUCAGGACAAUGGCAAUUAAUGGUGAAUAUGGCUGAUUGGGACGGAAACACAUCUUGGGCCAGUUAUGAUGGUUUUGCUGUAUCAGGUGAUAAUUACUGUCUCAAUGUUGGCUCCUACGAUGCAGACAGCCCAGCAGGUGAUUCAAUGGCAGUCCACAAUGGCCAGUUUUUCAGUACCAAGGAUCAGGACAAUGAUAGUUUCUAUGGUGUCUGCACACAGAUACAUGAAGGAGCAUGGUGGUUUAAUGCAUGUAUGGAUUCUAAUCUGAAUGAUGAAUACUACCAUCAGGGUCAAGUAGAAUACGUACGAGGUGUACAAUGGGAAACCUGGAAAGGUAACUACUACUCCUUAAAGACUUGCUCUAUGAAAGUACGAGAAGUUAUGUAA
Asterias rubens (European starfish) is the source of this 984-nucleotide messenger RNA. RefSeq names its product microfibril-associated glycoprotein 4-like. NCBI's taxonomy places the organism in Eukaryota, Metazoa, Echinodermata, Asteroidea, Forcipulatida, Asteriidae. The coding region runs from base 1 to 984 and encodes 327 amino acids. The record is from RefSeq and is a predicted model, not a curated record. The transcript has a single exon.